Messenger RNA from Saxophila tyrrhenica, 1323 nucleotides. RefSeq lists its product as uncharacterized. The coding region runs from base 1 to 1323 and encodes 440 amino acids. Gene Ontology annotation, cellular component: ribonuclease H2 complex; nucleoplasm. The record is from RefSeq and is a predicted model, not a curated record. The transcript has 2 exons. NCBI's taxonomy places the organism in Eukaryota, Fungi, Ascomycota, Dothideomycetes, Mycosphaerellales, Extremaceae. Gene Ontology annotation, biological process: RNA catabolic process.
AUGAAGACUCGGGCGAAGAAAGGCACCGCAUCCGCCUCACAGCAGGACAAGGAGGCGCAACCAGCAUCGAAGAUACAACAACUGGAUCCCAGCAUCUCCAACCCGCCCAAAGUCUUCAUAUUGCCUCAAGAAGCAUCGCCGGCGGCUCGUAUAGUGACACUGCCGAACCCAGCAACAGCCGCGCCAGGUCGUUACUUCGUCUGCCCGGACAAGGGGUUCUACGAAUUCACCAGAGUCGCCGCACCGAAGAGAGCCUGUAAAAAGUCACCUGAUAACGGCGAUGCUCUACCACCUAUGGCAGACUCCAAUGUAGCUCGCGAUGAUGAGGGCUACGUUCUUCAGACGGCCGACGUGAUGGUGGCGACACCUCUAGAUCCUCUGUUCCUGCUGCUGCCGGCAUUGUCCGAAGACCAGAGGAAUGGCGCGGCGCAGAUGUUCCUCUCGACGUCUGACUACCUGGACAGGCUAGGAGAGCAGUCGGCUCAUUUCAAAGAGCUCAUGCGCAUUGACCGGCAAUCUGGCAACACACUGGAAGCGAUGUUGGAGAGACGGAUGCUGGUCGUAUGUGAAUCGAUGGAAGCGGGAGACGAGACCUUGUGCAAAUUGUCAAAUGAGAAAUUGCUUAAGGUUCUGGUGGGCAAAGCUAGAAGAGUGGUGGAACACGGCCUACCUCCAAGCAUGGAGGAGCACUUCGUUAAGCAAGCUCUCGUCGUGCCAGUGAUGAGUGUGAAGAGGGAGGAGAGCGGUGCUAGUAUGGUCGUUGGAGAGGAGACACAGGAUGCAGAGGCAGGAGCCUCACAGGAUGGAUCCACAGCGGCCGGAACAUUACAAAGCACAGAAUCCAGCAGCUUCACGAUAUCGAGCGACUCCACUACAGCCACAUCGAUCGUUCCAACGCCGACAUCACAACUUUCAACUUCGGACGGAAACAUACAACACCUCCUACGCCUUCGCACAGCGCUCGACUAUCUCAUGGCAUCUUACGUACCCAUGCCGCUGCGCACGGCUUUUACCAGCAUGCUGUCUGGCAAAGCUGACCUCAUUGACUUCAGUCCAUUGGACGUUCACCUCGCACAUCUCGCCAAGCUCAAGUCGGAAGCACAAGCCUUGCGAAGUCUAAGCGAGAACAUUAGCCGAAAGCGCGGACUGGAGGAUGAUGACGAGGCCCUAGAGAAAGCAGAGGUGAAGAGAAAGAAGAAGGAAGAUGAGGAGUUCCGGAAGAAGAAUAUGAGUCGCGGCGUGCAGCAGUUGAAGAAGGCGGACACGAGUGGAAUGAAGAAGCUGAGUUCAUUCUUUGGAAAAGCGGCCACCAAGAAGGCGUGA